Messenger RNA from Lichtheimia ornata, 1512 nucleotides. RefSeq lists its product as uncharacterized. The transcript is spliced from 9 exons. Gene Ontology annotation, biological process: monoatomic cation transport. Gene Ontology annotation, cellular component: plasma membrane. The coding region runs from base 1 to 1512 and encodes 503 amino acids. Gene Ontology annotation, molecular function: monoatomic cation transmembrane transporter activity. Lineage: Eukaryota; Fungi; Mucoromycota; Mucoromycetes; Mucorales; Lichtheimiaceae. The record is from RefSeq and is a predicted model, not a curated record.
AUGCACACUUCACAACGCCACCAUGGUGCCGAGUACAUAGAACUCUCAGCAGGAACAGCCGAUCAUCAUCAUCAUCAUCAUCAUAGCACAGACCUUGACGACGUCGACGAUCCACCUGAUGACCCCAGCAGUAUUGAACGGCAAGCAAUGCUCUCGCCAACAAAACGACGCUAUUCCGAUGUCGAAUCGCAACCACUCGCUUCCAUGAGCGACUCACGUAGACUCUCCUCAUCAUCAACGCCAUUCCUUGUCGACAGCGAUCCCGUUAUCAACAACGAUAAGGAUAGUAUCAUGGAGACCGGCUAUACUUCAAUCAUGGCACGAGAGGCUCUUCCUUCACUCAUCAUAUCGGUCAUUGGUCUCAUUGUUGCUGGUGUGCUCAUGGACAAAUUUCAGGGAUGGGAUGUGUUUACAAAGACCCCAGAGUUGUUCAUCUUGGUACCCAUUCUAUUGAAUCUCAAGGGCAAUUUGGAAAUGAAUCUAGCUGCUCGAUUUUCCACAGCGGCCAAUUUGGGAGAGCUUGAUCAUGGACCCACACGGCGUUCACUGGUUAUUGGCAAUUUAGCCUUAUUACAAGUACAAGCUUUGGUAUCGGGUGCUAUCGCUGGCCUUGCCUCUUUUGCUCUUGGGUUGGUAACCAAACCAGGUGGAAAUGCCAGCACCUACUUUGAAUGCAUGUACAUGACAUCAAGUGCCAUGAUUUCUGCUGCCGCUUCAAGUGCCAUCCUAGGCGUGUUCAUGUGUGGUCUUAUUAUCCUUUGUCGUCAUUUGCGUGUGAAUCCAGAUAAUAUUGCUUGUCCAAUGGCUUCAUCCACUGGGGAUAUUGUGACACUAGUACUCUUGGCUGGAUGUGCUGUAGGAUUACAAGGGAAAAUGCAUUCACUAUUGAGCACGUUCCUGUUCCUUGCCAUGGUCGCAUUACUACCUCUCUUUGGGAUCAUUGUAUGGAAGAACGUACAUGUCAAGGAACUUUUAUUCGGUGGUUGGACCCCCAUUCUUGUGGCCAUGGUGAUUUCCAGCUUGGCCGGCGUGGUUCUGGAAAAGUACGUUGAAGAGUACAAAGGCGUGGCGUUAUUGACUCCAGUCUUGAUCGGAUUAGCGGGCAAUCUCGGCUCCAUUUACGCCUCCCGUAUCAGCACUUGCUUGCACUGCGAGACAAAAGAGGAUUACAAGCUGGUCGAAUUUACACUAUUGAUCAUGAACAUUCCUGUUCAAGUGGUUUUCCUUAUCAUUAUUUGGGCCUUUCACAUGGGUCAGCUCAACUAUAACUUUUGGUUUUGCUUGGCAUAUUUUUGCGUCAGCAUGAUUUGUACAUGGAUAAGUCUCAAAUCGGGCAAGAUCAUGACGCUAGCCUUUUGGAAAAGAGGUUUCGAUCCAGAUACCUACGUGCUUCCUUAUCUAACGGCUGGUAUUGAUGUUGUUGGAACGGGGCUCUUGGUACUAGCAUUUGCAUUUCUUACGGUCUCUGGUGCCAACGAUAUGAGCCAACAAGUGGCUGGUCAAUCCCAAUGA